This is a messenger RNA of Sphaeramia orbicularis (orbiculate cardinalfish), 2833 nucleotides long. RefSeq names its product T-complex protein 11-like protein 1. The coding region runs from base 140 to 1591 and encodes 483 amino acids. Gene Ontology annotation, cellular component: acrosomal vesicle; sperm flagellum. The record is from RefSeq and is a predicted model, not a curated record. The transcript is spliced from 10 exons. Gene Ontology annotation, biological process: regulation of sperm capacitation. Lineage: Eukaryota; Metazoa; Chordata; Actinopteri; Kurtiformes; Apogonidae.
CCCCGUCGUUGUGAUAGAAAUGGUUUAGCCCUGUUUUUAAACUUGAAGGGUGAAGUAAACGCUUUGACGCAGAUACAGUUUACGUACAGUAGGACUUUUGAGUUUCACCUGUUGGAAUAAUAAGUAGACUGUUGCUGUGAUGCCAAAUGAAAGAGACGAGGCCUCUGAUGAGUCUCCUAAUGACCUUCCCUGUCUGGAAAAACUCCACUCUCCUACAGGGAGCCCACCUACCGCCUCAUUAUCCAGUCUGAUGGAGCUGGAAAAUAGUGUUUCCAACCUCAGCCUUGCGCAUGAGAUAGUGGUGAACAGAGACUUCUGCUUCAAACCCAGGAGCCCUCCCACCGACAGUUUGGAGGGAAGAGUAACAGAGAUUGUUCACCGAGCCUUUUGGGACAGUCUGCAAGAACAGCUGAGCAGUGAUCCUCCAGAAUUCAGCCACGCCAUCAUCCUGCUUCAAGAGGUCAAGACUUUGCUUCAGUCGCUGCUGCUGCCAGGCCAUGUCAGACUCAGAUCUCAGCUGGAUGAAGUCCUGGACAUGGAACUGAUCCAGCAGGAGGUGAAUCACGGAGCUCUGGAUCUUCACAGACUGGCGGGAUACAUCAUCAACACCAUGGGUUCCCUGUGUGCUCCUGUGAGGGACCCAGAGAUCAGGGCGCUGCGGGACCUCAGGGACCCUGUGGAGCUCUUCAGGGAGAUCUUUCGCGUCUUGGGGCUCAUGAAGAUCGACAUGGUUAAUUUCACCGUCCAGACUCUGAGGCCUCACCUGAUGCAGCAGGCCGUGCAGUAUGAGAGGGCCAAAUUCCAGCAGAUUCUGGACCAGCACCCAGCGUCUCUGGAUAACACCAGCGCUUGGCUUCAGGCUGCAGCGUCAGAGGAGGCGUCGGCUGUCAGCGCUGGAUCUGAGGCUCCUGACAGCAGAAGCCCCGUCAGCGCCACGGCCGUCCUCAACCGGGCCUACAUACGUCUGCUGCACUGGAGCCCGCAAGAGCAGAAAUAUCCUGAGACCGUGCUGAUGGACCGGGCCCGGCUGGACCCUCUGGGCCGCCGGCUUCAGAUGCUGGUCCUGGAGGCGUCGGUGCUGCUGUUGACCAGCGCCCAGUGCGGGGGUACUGUGUUCUCCCUGCAGGGGUUUGUAGGUAAACUCAGGCAGUCCAUCACUGCCCUGCUAGAAGGCAGUCACACCAGGGAGGAUGACCUGAAGGGGGCGCUCUUGGGGCUCGGGGAGAAGGUACUGCAGCAGGUGAACGAAGCUCUGAGCAGACAGGAAGGAGCAGCGCUACCUCAGGAGAACCAGGAUCUGCUGAGGGGACAAAUAACCAACCUGUGGAAGCACAACAACCCCGUUCGCUGCCUCAUAGGAGAGAGGGUACAGGGCUUCCUCCAGGCCAUGCUGCAGGGCGGCCCCUCUAAAAGGAGUCCAGAUCUGCCCGCUACCCUCAGGCUGGUUGGCGCCGAGCUGGCUGAGCUGGGGACGGCCUUCGGGCAAAUCGUCCACUUCAACCGCGCAGUGUUCGGUCCCUUCUACGCGCCCAUCCUCAGGAAACUGCUGUUCCCACCGGGAGAGGCGGAGACGGGGGAGGACUCACGCUAAACGGAAGCGGACCUGGACAGCUGUUAAUGACCUUUGCUUUAAACGCCAGAGCUUUAGUGUAAAUAUAAAAACCGAGGGCAUUAAAGAGAAUCUUAUGUGUCAUAUCAAACCCAAAGUAUAAAACAACAAGGCAGCUACAGUUGGGACUCACCAACAGAGUCUGUUUGGGUCUCUGAUGAGACAUUUAAAGCCUCCAGGGAAACGGUUUUCACAUCAUACGUUGUUAGAAGGGAAGAUGAGAAAGUCCACAUCUCAGAGUAGAGCAGGUACCGAGCAGUUCAAUAACUUGUAAGCAUCAGAGUGGAUCGUCACGACACACUCGAACACACAAAAGUAGAUUAAAAGACAAACUUAAUAGAUGGUUUGAAAGAAUAGAAUCUGUGUUUUCCACCUGGACAGGACUGAUUCAGUACGCAGUCAGUGUUUUAAUAAUAAAAACAAAACAGGUAUUUAAUCAAAGCAGGAGAAUAAUUGUGAUUCUGAAAUGUUUUUUGUAAAGAUUAUUUGCCUGGGAAACACCUCAGUUUAUUCUCAAGAUAAACACCCGCAGGACAAACGAAGUACCAAAGAAAAGAUGCCUGUAAAUGAAGCUAAAAUUAUAGAACUAGGUGCUUUUAACAGAUUUUUAUAUAUAUGAGACACCAAAGACAGUACGCACUUUGUUAUUUGUUGUUGUUUGGGGUGGGGGUUGUUUAUGAUUUUUCUUUCUUUUUUUUUUUCAUUCUAAAAAAAAUAUAUAUAUCUAUAUCUAUAUAUAUAUAUAUAUAGAUAUAUAUAUAUGUUUUCCGACAUGUUUUCAAUUUUUGGUGGACGUGGCAUAGAAUUCCCUAAAUAAUCAAUGUCUCCAAUGACAGUUAUUGCAGUAAUAUGACUGGCUGAGCUAAACACAAAACCAGUGAAAUAGUUACAUUGACAGAUGUUUGCAGCCUCAGUUUGUUCCUCCCCUGAGUUAUUUUUGCAGUGAUAAUUGAGUUAACCACUUUGAAUGCUACACAAUAUGGACAAAAGUAUUGGGACACAUGACACAUCAUGACAAAUGGUAUAAUAUAAUUUUAUAAUGUAAAAAUACCAUUGCAAUAAAUGUUUUAUUUAAUCUUAGGGUUAAUGUGUUUACGUUGUCAUAUGAAACACCCAAAAUGCUUCAUUCAUUCAAUUUCUGAAAUAUUUGUUCCGUUUUGACCAUAAAUAAUAUUUUAAAAUCCUGAGUAACCAUCUGUUUUCUACAAAAUUCCCACUCAGGAU